This is a messenger RNA of Lichtheimia ornata, 1383 nucleotides long. RefSeq lists its product as uncharacterized. NCBI's taxonomy places the organism in Eukaryota, Fungi, Mucoromycota, Mucoromycetes, Mucorales, Lichtheimiaceae. Bases 1 to 1383 code for a protein of 460 amino acids. The transcript is spliced from 2 exons. Gene Ontology annotation, molecular function: chitinase activity. Gene Ontology annotation, biological process: carbohydrate metabolic process. The record is from RefSeq and is a predicted model, not a curated record. Gene Ontology annotation, cellular component: extracellular region.
AUGCUUCUCAGAGCAGCUAUCACUUUUCUUAUUAUUGCUUCUCGUCCGUGGAUCAAUGCAUCACCAGAUGCACCCAAGAGUGGGAUGCUCAAACAACCAAGCUUGGUACAAUAUUGGGGUCAAAACUCUGCUGGUGCUACAAGCAGUGGACAGCAGCAACCAUUAGCCAGCUAUUGCGAUGAUUCUACGGAUGUGCUUGUUAUCGCCUUUAUCGAUCAAUUCAAUAUCGGAGGUCAACCAGGACUCGCUUUGCCAUGUGGUAACAAUUGUCAAGAUAUUGGCAAUGAUAUCAAGACAUGUCAAUCCAAAGGCCAUACCAUUUUACUAUCACUUGGAGGUGCAUCAGGUGCAUAUGGAUUUCAAAACGACCAGCAAGCAAGUCAAUUUGCCGAGACCUUAUGGAACACAUUUGGCGGUGGCGGUCAAAGCGGUGGCAGCGAUAGCAACAGCACUAAUGGCACCAGUGAUGGUAGCGGUAGCAGUGGUGGUGGUGGCGGUGGUGGUGGGUCACGUCCUUUUGGUGAUGCCGUGGUGGAUGGCUUUGAUCUUGAUAUUGAAGGUGGCGGUACCACUGGCUAUGUCAAAUUUGUGGAAGAGCUACGACGAUUAUACAAGACCGAUAGCUCUAGGCAGUACCUCAUUACAGCUGCACCACAAUGCCCUUUUCCGGAUGCCAACCUUAACGAACAAAUCUUGCAAGGUGUGGAUGCCGUAUUUGUGCAAUUCUACAACAACUUUUGCAGCAUUGAUAAGCAAUUCAACUUUGACACAUGGGAUGGUUGGGCUAGCAAAACAAGCGCCAAAGUCUUUGUUGGUAUCCCUGGUUCACCCAAAGCGGCUGGUAGCGGAUACGUCAGCAUGGAUCAAUUAACACCUGCCAUCAGCAAGGUAUCGAGUUCCAAGAGCUAUGGUGGUAUCAUGGUAUGGGAUGCAUCUCAGUCAUACAGCAACACACAAGGAGCAUCCCCCAACUUUGCUGUCGCCUUGGGAAAGCUUGUUCACGGUGGUGGUGGUGGUGAGGGUGGCAGCGGAAAUGAUACUAGUAGUAGUGGUAGCGAUAAUAGCACCAACAGCAUUCAGGCAUCAUCACCAUCAUCGUCUUCCUUUUUGGACUCGGCAACAGCCUCACAAACACCUUGGGCGCCAUCCUCCUUUUCCUCGACUGCAGAGGCCAUCGAUGCAACAACGACAGCCCCAUCAUCUGUUUGGGAACCAUCAUUAUCACCAUCAUCAUCAACCAUCCCUGAUAGUGUUGUACCAAGUAGCGCGUCCAUUUGGUCACCUGAUACAGCCCCAUCCACUACCACCCAAAUUGUUACAGCAUCUUUAUCCCUUGGCCUUAAAAGAUUCAAAGCGCAUAGUAAAACCCGUAAAGUUAAAUGA